CUGCACACUGGCGGCCCUACCUCCUGGAUCCGGGAUUGCCUUGGGCGCAUCCGAUACGAAUGAUAGGGGGCGGGUGAACGGCCUGGUAUUUAUGCCUUACGCCCUGGUUCAGGUUUAGUCAAUGUCGCGUCUACUCACAACUCUUGCUUUUCUCACUUGUGCUCUUGCACACCAGCCCUCGGCGUAUCUGGAUGCGUUUCAGGGAUUUUUGGAUGGAUUUAUUAAUUCUGAUGUAUCUGGAAGCACCAGCCCUGCUCUGGCUGAGGAUUGUGUAGGGAGGGUUGAUGUUAUGACCACAUUCCAAGGUGGCUUGUUGAAUACAGAGUACCUCUAUGGAAUAUUCAGCGGCGUCUCCUCGCUCAACACCACCCAGUUGAUAGGCGUACCUUCGGGGGCGUCGAUCCAAUCACUCGCCAUUGAGGGACCCGUCGUCUCCGCAAGCGUCAUCCUAGCGGUGUAUUACAAGACGAUAAACUAUACCUUGCCUCUGCAGACCGACAUGUGGAUGCGGUUUGACGACGACUUGAAGGUCGAGUCCUAUGACAUGUCCCUCCGCCGCUUUCCAUGGGCGUUCGACUUCCUCCUACCAAAGUUGGCGCCUACAAUUGCGGAGGAGCUGGGGGUCUCCUACAAUGGUACCGACGCCGACAAUCAAGCACUAACUGUACAAAGAGCUAUUGCUGAUAUUUGCAGUACGGCGAUGGAGUACUGUACGGGCGAUAACCAGGUUUACGAUUCGAAUGAGAGUUGUAUGCAAUUUCUUGCCAACGAAGUUCCAUUUGGAGAUGCAUGGCAAGGGGGACAGAAUACAACGAUGUGCAGAUAUAUUCAUAAGAACAUUGUCAAACUCCGGCCUGAGGUUCAUUGCCCCCAGAUCUCUCCAUCUGGCGGAGAUGUGUGCAUCCCCAGGUCAUACGAAAAUGUGACCGAAACCUUCCCCUUUGCCUCAACCCUGGUUGCGCCCAACGCCUCUUUCACGGUCGACAAUACGAAGGGAUUGUCUGAGGAUGCUGUGACAGAGUUGAUGAAAUUCAGCAUGCUGCAGAUAUACCCCACUACAUUUGCUUUCUAUUCUAUCCCCACAAUUUUGUACUUCUUCCUGUUGUACGUCGGCGCUAAAGGCGUGGAGAUGGUGCUGCCAAGGAUAUAUACAACAUACAGAGAUCUAUCGUUCGAAAAUAAGCGGAAUACUGUUACUUAUGCCAUGAAUACAUUUUUGACCUUGGUCGCACUUAUCACACAAGGUGUCGGCGGGUCAGUGGCGAGUCAAGACUACACCGUUCUCAAUAUCUCCUUGGUGAGAGUAGUAGGCAAUCUUAUUUCCGGUUUAUACAUUUUCGAGCUGACUUACCGCCCAAACAUGAGGUGGCCCUUACUCAUCCACCACUUCUGCACCCUGUUCGCCAUUAUAUUCCUUCAAGUCGUUCUACAAAUCACAGAACAUCCCGCCAUUGCAACUGCAGGAUACAUAUGGCUUUUCCAGGCAACGACAGAGCAGUCCAUCUUCAUCGGGCUGUUCCUAUAUAGACUUCGGUAUCCUAAGCCCUUGGUGAAGAGAACGUUACAGUUCGCCGCAGUGCAAUCAUUCUUGUGCAAAAUGGGAUUCGCAACGUAUCUGGUUGUCUGGUGGGGUGUGAAGUUGGCCAAGUUCCACACACCUAGUGAUAUUGCUCUCAGCGUGAUGUUGGUUCUUAUCUGUGCAUUACUCAUGUCGACACAAGUCUAUGGCUCUUACGCUGUAUGGUCGAUAGCGAGGAAUAUGGACCGACCGUCAAAAACUUCAGACGCCGAGAAACUGCACUCGCAGACAAGCUCUACUACCGCUGUGUCGGCCCGCGAUUCGGCUUCAAGUUCAUAAAGACGGGUACCACUCUCUGAAUCCAUUCAUUUAAUACAUACACACUUAGUUUUGGCUUUGGACUUUUUCCGUAGGUAAUUUCUAGAGGAAUAUAUACACGUUCUGGUCGAUACCAUCCAUUGUAUACUAUGCUACAUUCAAUCGCAAUAGACACGAACACUUUAAUAUCCUUUGUCUCGACCCAUCGUAAUCUAAAUCAAGGAUGAACCCUCUUGCGACUUGUCCUCCUCGGAAGGUUUGACGCAUGGGGUUGCAGAUGACCCUUUGGGCCCAGAACAGGAACGAUAUGUGGGGAUACGAUUUCUCGUUGUGGCAGAUGCAAAGUUAAGGAAACGCUGAACCCACGCCGUUGAUGGAUGGAUAGGGCGGUCGAGGGCUCAGAGGCGGAGGUCGACAGGCCUGAAGUAGGUAACGGUGGCGAAGAAGUUCCGGGCAAGGGGCUGGCG
Messenger RNA from Desarmillaria tabescens, 2304 nucleotides. RefSeq lists its product as uncharacterized. NCBI's taxonomy places the organism in Eukaryota, Fungi, Basidiomycota, Agaricomycetes, Agaricales, Physalacriaceae. The record is from RefSeq and is a predicted model, not a curated record. Bases 122 to 1858 code for a protein of 578 amino acids. The transcript is spliced from 13 exons.